CCUGCGUACACGCGCGAACCCGCCGUGCCGAGGCUCGUGGAGCUCGCAGCCCUCCGCCAUGCCCUCCUACACGGUCACCGUGGCCACCGGCAGCCAGUGGUUCGCUGGCACCGACGACUACAUCUACCUCAGCCUCGUGGGCUCCGCCGGCUGCAGCGAGAAGCACCUGCUGGACAAGCCCUUCUACAACGACUUUGAGCGCGGCGCGGUUGAUUCUUAUGAUGUGACCGUAGAUGAAGAACUGGGCGACAUCCAGCUGGUCAAAAUCGAGAAGCGUAAGUAUUGGCUCCAUGAUGACUGGUACCUAAAGUAUAUCACGCUGAAGACGCCCUGUGGAGAUUACAUCGAGUUCCCUUGCUACCGCUGGAUCACUGGUGAGGGCGAGAUUGUCCUGAGAGAUGGACGUGCAAAGUUGGCCUGCGAUGACCAAAUUCACAUCCUCAAGCAGCACAGACGUAAAGAGCUGGAAACACGGCAAAAACAGUAUCGGUGGAUGGAGUGGAACCCUGGCUUCCCUUUGAGUAUUGAUGCCAAAUGUCACAAGGAUUUACCCCGAGACAUCCAGUUUGAUAGCGAGAAGGGUGUGGACUUUGUUCUGAACUACUCUAAAGCGAUGGAGAACCUGUUCAUCAACCGCUUCAUGCACAUGUUCCAGUCUUCUUGGAGUGACUUCGCUGAUUUUGAGAAGAUCUUCGUCAAGAUCAGCAACACUAUUUCUGAGCGUGUCAUGAACCACUGGCAGGAAGACCUCAUGUUUGGCUACCAGUUCCUGAAUGGCUGCAACCCAGUGUUGAUCCAGCGCUGCAAGAAGCUACCCGAGAAGCUCCCUGUGACCACAGAGAUGGUGGAGUGCAGUCUGGAGCGGCAGCUCACCUUGGAGCAAGAGGUCGAGCAAGGGAACAUCUUCAUCGUAGACUUUGACCUGCUGGAUGGUAUCGAUGCCAACAAAACAGACCCCUGCACUCUGCAGUUCCUGGCAGCACCCAUCUGCUUGCUGUACAAGAAUCUGGCCAACAAGAUUGUCCCCAUUGCCAUCCAGCUCAACCAAGUCCCAGGAGAUGAAAACCCAAUUUUUCUCCCUUCGGAUGCAAAAUAUGACUGGCUUCUGGCCAAAAUCUGGGUGCGCUCCAGUGACUUCCACAUCCACCAGACCAUCACUCACCUUCUGCGCACACAUCUGGUGUCUGAAGUCUUUGGCAUCGCCAUGUACCGCCACCUGCCCGCAGUGCACCCCAUUUUCAAGCUUCUGGUGGCACACGUGCGGUUCACCAUUGCCAUCAACACCAAGGCCCGUGAACAGCUCAUCUGCGAGUAUGGACUCUUUGACAAGGCCAAUGCCACAGGGGGCGGUGGACACGUGCAGAUGGUGCAGAGGGCCAUGCAGGACCUGACCUACAUCUCCCUGUGCUUCCCCGAGGCCAUCAAAGCUCGGGGAAUGGACAGCACAGAGGACAUUCCCUACUACUUCUACCGGGAUGACGGGCUCCUGGUGUGGGAGGCCAUCAAGACGUUCACGGCCGAGGUGGUAGGCAUCUACUACAAGAGUGACCAGAUGGUGGUAGAGGACCAGGAGCUGCAGGACUUUGUGAAGGAUGUUUAUGUGUACGGCAUGCGGGGCAAGAAGACCUCAGGUUUCCCCAAGUCCAUCAAGACCAGAGAGAAGCUGUCGGAGUACCUAACAGUAGUGAUCUUCACGGCCUCGGCCCAGCAUGCAGCGGUGAACUUCGGCCAGUACGACUGGUGCUCCUGGAUCCCCAAUGCCCCCCCAACCAUGCGGGCCCCGCCACCGACGGCCAAGGGUGUCGUCACCAUCGAGCAGAUUGUGGACACGCUGCCAGACCGUGGCCGCUCCUGCUGGCAUCUGGGCGCAGUAUGGGCACUGAGCCAGUUCCAAGAAAAUGAGGGCCACAAGAAAUGGUUUGCUUUUAAGCCAGAAGCAAUUUGAAGAUGGACUGGAUAAGGAGGGGAAGAGACAAGCAACCUCAAACUUGAUAGAAAAAAGUGGGGAAAGGAAGUACAGAUGGCUCUUAAAACAUGAAAAGAUGCUUAACCUCUCUUACAAUGAAAAAUAUAAAUUAAAACUACAUUGCAAUAUACCUGUUGUUGUUGUUUUAAUUACCUAAUACCCGUGUCGGCAAAAGUGUGGGAAAACAGCCAUGCUUAUACACUGCUGGUGGAAAAGCAAAUUGCUUAACUCCAUAAGAUGGCAAUUUGGCAAUUGCUCUCUAAAUUACAAUGCACAUUCACUUUGUUCCAGGAAUUCUUUCAGGAAUUCAUCCUCACACCUAUGCACAAAUAAGUUUGUUCAGCACUGUUUGUGGGAGAAAUUGCUUGGCAUAACUUCAGUGCCCAUGGGCCUGGGGUUGACUGAGUCAAUACUGGCACAUUGAUAGUACAACACUGGGUAGUCAUUAAAAGAAGGGAAAGGUACUAUUAUGCUCCAAACUGGGGACACAGAGGGAACAGGCAGAGGGGAGAGCCAUGCUAUGUGUGCUGGCCCACAUGGAAGGGUGCACACUUCAAGGCUCCUAAUAGUGAUUUGUUUCCUCUGAAACAUGGAAAGAGAUCAGGGACCCUGGGCAGGAGAAACAAGUACUUCAAUGGAGACCCUUCCCAACCAUUAUACCACUUUUACCAUGAACACUUAUUUCCUAAUAACAAAUUCAUUUUUAAAAUAACAUGUGAUUAAAAGUUUAAGAAAUAAAAUAAAACUACAGAAGCACAACCAACUGUUUUGAUUUUCCAACUCUGGGAAAAAUCAGUGAAGAAACUAAUUUACUG
Molecule: messenger RNA, 2781 nt
Organism: Nyctereutes procyonoides (raccoon dog)
Lineage: Eukaryota; Metazoa; Chordata; Mammalia; Carnivora; Canidae
Gene: ALOX5
Product: arachidonate 5-lipoxygenase
Exons: 14
Coding region: 59-1945 (628 amino acids)
Biological process (GO): lipid oxidation; linoleic acid metabolic process
Cellular component (GO): nuclear envelope
Molecular function (GO): arachidonate 5-lipoxygenase activity; protein binding; iron ion binding
Source: RefSeq, a predicted model, not a curated record